AUGACCCGGAAGCGGAAGAGGGGUGUGUCGGACAUCUGGGUUCUCGGGGGCGGGGGGUCGGAGCAGGGGAAUCCUGGACACCGGGGUUCCCUGACCCUGCCUCGCCCCCAGGACAGCGAGUUCUCGGACGCGGAGCCGGCCGGGGCGAGCGAGGAGACGCGCUCGGAAAAUGGGGAGAAACGCGCCGUUUACUGCAUCUGCCGCAAGCCCGACAUCAACUGCUUCAUGAUUGGGUGUGACAACUGCAAUGAGUGGUUCCAUGGUGACUGCAUCAAUAUCACGGAGAAGAUGGCCAAGGCCAUUCGGGAGUGGUACUGCCUACAGUGCCGUGAGAAGGAUCCAUCACUGGAGAUCCGGUACCGUCACAAGAAGUCAAAGGAGAAGGAGAGGGACCAUGAGCGUGACCGACCUGAUAAGGAUGAUCUGCGUAAGAAGGCCCAGGAGCUGGGCAUAGACCAGGCCCGUGGAUCCAAGCAGCAAAUCAAGCGGUCAGCCCGCAUGUGCGGGGAAUGCGAGGCCUGCCGGCGCCCCGAAGAUUGUGGCCACUGUGACUUCUGCCGUGACAUGAAGAAGUUUGGGGGCCCCAACAAGAUCCGCCAAAAGUGCCGACUGCGCCAGUGCCAGUUGCGUGCCCGGGAAUCUUACAAGUACUUUCCAGCAUCGCUACUGCGGGGCCGGGACGACAACCUGCACCUGCUGAAGGAGCAGCUGGAGGCGGCCACCACCCCUGAGCCACUGUCAGACGAGGAGCUGCCCAUUGACCCUGAGCUGUACCAGGAGCUGUGUGCCGGUGCCUUCGAUGACCAUGGUCUGCCAUGGCUGAGCGACCCUGAGGAUGCCCCCUUCUUAGACCCUGUCCUGCGCAAACGAGCAGUGAAGGUCAAGCAUGUCAAGCGGCGGGAGAAGAAGUCGGAGAAAAAGAAGGAGGAGAAGUACAAGCGGCACAAGCAGAAGCAAAAGCACCGGGACCGGGCACGGCACCUGGAACGUCCGGACACCAAAGACCCAGCUGCCCUUGCUCAGUGCUUGGGGCCUGGCUGUGUCCAGCCUGCCCGGCCUGCCUCCAAGUACUGCUCUGACCAGUGUGGCAUGAAGCUAGCUGCCAACCGAAUCUAUGAGAUCUUGCCGCAGCGCAUCCAGCAGUGGCAGCAGAGCCCAUGCGUGGCUGAGGAGCACGGCAAGAAGCUGCUGGAGCGCAUCCGGCGGGAGCAGCAGGGCGCCCGGCUGCGGUUGCAGGAUAUGGAGCGCCGCUUCCAUGAGCUGGAGGCUGUCAUUGCUCGGGCUAAGCAGCAGGCUAUCAAGGAGGAUGAGGAGAGCAACGAGGGGGACAGUGAGGACACGGACCUGCAGAUCUUUUGCGUCUCCUGUGGGCACCCCAUCAACCCCAAGGUGGCUCUGCGUCACAUGGAGCGGUGCUAUGCCAAGUAUGAGAGCCAGACGUCCUUUGGAUCCAUGUACCCCACCCGCAUCGAGGGGGCCACCCGCCUGUUCUGUGACGUCUACAACCCCCAAAGCAAGACGUACUGCAAGCGGCUGCAGGUGUUGUGUCCCGAGCACUCCCGUGACCCCAAGGUGCCCGCGGACGAGGUGUGCGGGUGCCCACUGGUGCGGGACGUCUUCGAGCUGACAGGCGAUUUCUGCCGUGUGCCCAAGCGCAAGUGCAACCGGCACUACUGCUGGGAGAAGCUGCGGCGCGCAGAAGUUGACCUGGAGCGUGUCCGUGUGUGGUACAAGUUGGACGAGCUGUUUGAGCAGGAGCGCAAUGUGCGGGCAGCCAUGACGAACCGGGCAGGGCUGCUGGCACUCAUGCUGCACCAGACCAUCCAGCAUGACCCGCUCACCACUGACCUGCGCAGUGCUGCCCGCCGCUGACUGGUCCCUGUGAGGUGAUGCCGGGUGCUCGAACAGCUCUGAUCCUUUAUUUUUUUAACUCAGUUUUUCUUUAUACUUUUUUUUCUCUUCCUCUUUCUUACAAAUUUUGAAUAAUAAAAAAAAGGAAGUGGUGGUGGGGUCUGAGGGGGGAGCAAGGUAUUUCCCCCAUCCCUACCCCUGGCCUAACUGGGGAGAGGCAUGAAUGACUACUGCAGCCCUAUCCUUGUCUCUGCCAUAGGAAGAGCCUGAGCUGGGCCCCUGUUCCCCCCUGUUAUGAGGGGGCUGAUUCCUAGCCCAGGGGACAGGGGCAGGUAUAUGCCCCCAUCACCUGCACUUUGGGGGGAGUGGAUCUCUGGGUCCGUGCUGUUUCUAAGUGCCCUCCUGUCCUCCUCCUGGCAUUGGGGGGGGGGGAGAGGCAGGGGGUGACCCUAGUUAAUAAAGUUGGCCAGUUAA
This is a messenger RNA of Alligator mississippiensis (American alligator), 2325 nucleotides long. It is a transcript of the gene CXXC1, whose product is annotated as CXXC finger protein 1. The transcript is spliced from 16 exons. NCBI's taxonomy places the organism in Eukaryota, Metazoa, Chordata, Crocodylia, Alligatoridae. The coding region runs from base 1 to 1872 and encodes 623 amino acids. Gene Ontology annotation, molecular function: zinc ion binding; DNA binding. Gene Ontology annotation, cellular component: Set1C/COMPASS complex. The record is from RefSeq and is a predicted model, not a curated record. Gene Ontology annotation, biological process: positive regulation of DNA-templated transcription.